Molecule: messenger RNA, 1242 nt
Organism: Bacillus rossius redtenbacheri
Lineage: Eukaryota; Metazoa; Arthropoda; Insecta; Phasmatodea; Bacillidae
Exons: 6
Coding region: 247-915 (222 amino acids)
Source: RefSeq, a predicted model, not a curated record
GAAAUUUGUCUGUUUAGUAUCGUUUGAUGUAGAUAGUUUUAAAACAUUUUUAAACAAUGUCUUCUUUUUUUAACAAAUUUUUCGGAUUUUGUAAUAUCAUUUUUUCCCCCUAAUUUUACUCUCCGAAUUCUGCCUGUGAUCUGUAUGCUGUAUGGUUCUUCGGAAUAGGAGAGCUUUUUGUUUUUGUCUGGUAGUCCUGAGCAGUUGGUGAUACUGAAUAAUUUCUUUCUUUAUUUGAGCGGGAAAAUGAGUGAUUUGGGGCGAGAGGGAGCGGAGUCGACCGGCGAGCUGGCGGAGGGCCUCCUGGCCUCCAUAAUGCUGGCGACGGACGAGCUACGCAUCGCGGACGUGGGGGCCGCCUCCGCCCCCAAGGACGUCACCUUGAAGCAGAGACUGCUCUGCCUCCAAGAACUGGCCAGAGAGGCGGCCGAAUUGGAGUUAGACGUGCUGAGCAGCGAGGAGGGAGCCACGGAGGCUCUGUACGCGGCGCUGGAGAAGGAUGUGGAGACGCUGCAGAAGAUGAAGCUGCAGAAGGAGCGGGCGUUGCAAGAGGACAGGCUGCAGUUGGAGAGCUUGCAGAAGCACCUGGGGCAGCUGCGAGCGGGACGGGCGCGGCGGAGGACCGCCGGAGAGACCAGGGUCUUGGAGGACGUGGAGGCCACGCUGAAGAGGGCGAAGCAGGUCUUCAUGGAGACCCGCGAGGACCUGGCUGAAGCUUUAAAUGCUGUAAUGAAUGAUGAUCCAGCAAUGAAAACUAUAAUAUUGGAGGUGACGAAGGCGUUCUUCGCGGGCGGGGACUCAUACGUGCAGGUGGAGGAAGACUGGGCCCCUUGCCUGGAGUUGCUGUGUCGCGGCCGGGUGGUCGCCUUCCACCCGUACAACAAGAACAAGAUACGACUGGCCGCGCUCGAGUGACCGGGGCGGCUGGUGAUCGCUCUCUCUAGAACUAUCCGGUUCCAUCAGUGGUUCAUAUGUCUCCAGAACUGCCCAGUUCCGUCAGUGGUUUAUGUGUCUCCAGAACUAACCAGUUCCAUCAGUGGUUCAUGUGUCUCCAGAACUACCCAGUUCCAUCAGUGGUUCAUGUGUCUCCAGAACUGCCCAGUUCCGUCAGUGGUUUAUGUGUCUCCGGAACUACCCAGUUCCAUCUGUGGUUUAUGUGUCUCUAGAACUACCCAGUUCCAUCUGUGGAAAAAAUGUUAUCCAGUUCCAUGAACGAUUUAUAUAAAAAAAAUGUAAUCACUA